CCGUAUUUUUGAACGUUUUUAAAACAGUCUGCACGUUUUCAUACUAGGGGAUAUUGGAUUACCUUCUUUGGGUAGUAUUACUAAACUCGUAAUGAACUGAUACGUUUUGUUUUGAUCAUGGAACAAAGGGAGUGCGAGGAAAAAGGGGCGAGCGGACGGUGGAUGAGAUGCGUGGUUGCUGCGCUUUUGUGGACUGUGGCCUCGGCGCAGUUAAGAUAUUCAAUUUCUGAGGAGGUGAAAGAAGGAACUGUGGUUGGAAAUGUAGCCAAAGAUCUGGGAUUGGAUAAAAACACACUGAAAGACAGGAAGUAUCGGAUUGUUACUAGUGCGACAGAUCCUCUUUUUCAUGUGGAUCAGAACGACGGCAUUCUGUAUGUGAGCCGAAAGAUCGACAGGGAAGAGGUGUGUGAACGAACUAGUACAUGUGUGAUGAAUUUAAAAACCGUGCUAGAAAAUCCGUUGGAGGUCCAUUACGUUGGAAUAGAAGUGCUGGAUGUAAAUGAUCAUUCACCCACUUUCCCAGAGAAAGAGACAACGCUUGAGAUUUCAGAAUCCCUGAUGCCAGGAGCCCGAAUCCCGCUACAACCAGCACGGGAUCCAGACAGCGGUCCUUUCUCUAUUCAGCAGUACAAGCUUAGCUCCAAUGACCACUUUCGUUUGGAGGUUAAAGACAAAGGGGAUGAUGGUAAAAUACCUGUACUGAUUGUCCAAAAGUCUUUAGAUCGGGAAAUGUCAAGGAGCCAUUUCCUCGUGUUGACAGCACUGGAUGGAGGUAAACCUCCUAAGUCUGGCGAAAUGAAUAUUCUAGUAAAUGUUCUGGAUGUAAACGAUAAUGCACCAGCCUUCUCUAAAGAUGUUUACUCAGUGACGCUGGAUGAAAACGCCCCAGUAGGCACCAGAGUCAUUCAGGUAAAUGCGACUGAUUUAGAUGAUGGACCGAAUGGAGACGUGAUUUACUCAUUCAGCAAUAGUGUAAAUCGAAAAGUCUUUAAGCUUUUCGACAUAAACCCAACAACAGGUGUGAUAACUGUAAAAGGAUUAAUUGAUUAUGAGGACAAGGACAAAUAUGAAAUUGAAAUCCAAGCAUCAGACAAAGGUCUGGCUCCUCUGUCAACACAAAAAAGUGUCCUUAUUAAGAUAGUUGACAUGAAUGAUAAUGCACCUGAGAUUGAAGUUACCUCAUUUUCCAGCUCUAUCCCUGAAGAUUCCAGACCUGGAACUACUGUUGCUCUAAUCAGUAUCAGCGAUUUAGACUCUGGACUCAAUGGGAAAGUUAUUUGUACGGUAAAUGAAGAUGCUCCUUUUGCUUUAUCACAUUCUUUACAAGACAAAAUGUAUUCUCUUGUGACCAAAUCGCCUCUGGACAGAGAAAAACAGUCACAAUAUAUCAUAACAGUAGCUGCAAAAGAUGCUGGUCAACCUUCAUUAUCAUCUGAAAAGUCAAUCAGUGUUGUGGUGUCAGAUGUGAAUGACAACAGUCCAGUGUUUUCACUCAGUCCAUAUACUUUCUAUGUCACUGAGGGGAAUGAUCCAGGAGCCUCAGUGUUUUCUGUUAAAGCUUCUGAUCGUGAUGAGAAUGAAAAUGCUGUCAUAUCCUAUCAUAUUGUCAGAGAUGGAAGUGAAGAUAAUAAAGUCACUUCAUUUCUAAACAUAAACUCUGAUAAUGGAGAUAUUGUGACGCUGAAAAGUUUUGACUUUGAAACACUGAAAACUUUCCAAUUCCAAGUUGUUGCCACAGAUUCUGGAGCUCCGUCUCUCAGCACCAACGUCACAGUCAACGUGUUCAUUCUGGAUCAGAACGACAACGCUCCAGUCAUCCUGUAUCCACUCAGCUCCAACGGAUCUGCUGAAGGUGUGGAGGAGAUUCCCCGAAAUGUCAACGCAGGACACUUGGUCACCAAAGUCAGAGCCUAUGACGCUGAUAUAGGAUAUAACGGCUGGCUGCUCUUCUCACUGCAGGAACUCACUGACCACAGUCUCUUUGCUUUGGACCGAUAUACAGGACAGAUCAGAACACUUCGCUCAUUCACAGAGACAGACGAGGCUGAACACAAACUGGUCAUACUGGUCAAAGACAACGGAAACGUUUCACUCUCAGCAACAGCUACUGUCAUUGUCAAACUUGUGGAGCCCAAAGAGGCUUUUGCAGCGUCUGAUGUCAAAAGUGCAGCAAAAGUUGAUGAUGAUGACAACGUGACAUUUUAUCUGAUGAUAACUUUGGGAUCAGUUUCUGUGCUUUUUCUCAUCAGCAUCAUCAUUCUGAUUGCAAUGCAGUGCUCCAAAUCCACAGACUAUACUUCCAAAUAUCUACAAGAGACUAAUUAUGAUGGGACACUGUGUCACAGCAUCCAGUACAGAUCUGGAGACAAACGCUACAUGUUAGUUGGACCCAGGAUGAGUAUAGGAUCUACUAUAGUUCCUGGCAGUCAUGCAAACACUCUAGUGCUCCCUGAUAGGAGGAGGGCAUCUGAAGAGGUAAGAAAGAGCAAUUAAUUUAAAAGCAGUUCU
Acanthochromis polyacanthus (spiny chromis) is the source of this 2508-nucleotide messenger RNA. Its product is annotated as protocadherin alpha-3-like. The transcript has a single exon. Gene Ontology annotation, biological process: homophilic cell-cell adhesion. Gene Ontology annotation, molecular function: calcium ion binding. Lineage: Eukaryota; Metazoa; Chordata; Actinopteri; Pomacentridae. The coding region runs from base 118 to 2493 and encodes 791 amino acids. Gene Ontology annotation, cellular component: plasma membrane. The record is from RefSeq and is a predicted model, not a curated record.